This is a messenger RNA of Exophiala viscosa, 4745 nucleotides long. RefSeq names its product UDP-glucose:glycoprotein glucosyltransferase-domain-containing protein. Lineage: Eukaryota; Fungi; Ascomycota; Eurotiomycetes; Chaetothyriales; Herpotrichiellaceae. Gene Ontology annotation, molecular function: UDP-glucose:glycoprotein glucosyltransferase activity. Gene Ontology annotation, cellular component: endoplasmic reticulum. The transcript has 2 exons. The record is from RefSeq and is a predicted model, not a curated record. Bases 251 to 4711 code for a protein of 1486 amino acids.
AUUGGGGAUUCUAUUUAUUUGUCCUCUUUACACGCUGGCCUUUGACGCCUCUGAUACUGUACCGUCCUGCUUGCUACCUACCUGGUAGGUACUCUUACACGUUCUUCGCUUAGCUGUAGGGCAACUAUCGAGCACCUGGACGUCUUCAUAAUUUGCGUCGAUUUCUGCCAUGUCCCCUCCCUAGGAUACUGUCUAUGCCUUGAACAUCUCAUUCAAUCCUCCGACCUCCUUUCGAGACAGCCUCGUCACCAUGCGGCCUUCUACACUACCUUGGAGAUUCGCUGCAGCAGGGCUGUUGCCCCUAGUACUGCUCAACUCAUUCGCGCGCUCCUCUGCUUCCAUCAACGUCGCCCUCGAGACCUCUUUCUCCGCCGCACCCUAUCUGGUCGAAUUGCUUGAAACGGCUGCUUUGGAAAACUCCUCCUCUUACUUCCCUCUCCUCGAUCGCAUAGCAGACGGUGCUUUCUCAGACUUACAAACCGAGAAAGAGCUGUACAGUAAAUUCAUAGACGUGUUACAACAUGAUGGCCACCUUUCGAAUCCAGAGUCUCUGUCGUCGUUCAAGUUCGCUCUGGCUCUUCAUGCAGCAGCACCUCGCGUCGAAGCCCACUUUCAGUACUACAAUACAUCGGUCCAACCUCAUUUGAUGGCGGCGCAGGAUGCCGCAUGUCCGGUAUGGGUGUAUCUUGCUGGCCAGCAAUACUGUUCACCAGCCCUGGACCAUGCUCAACAGCCGAUUCCUCUGCCAGAUGUAGACGACGAGCUUCCCUUCGACCACGUGCUGGGAGGCAACUCUGAGGGCCCGUCGUCCAUACUCUAUGCAGACAUUACCCAUCCAAUAUUUGGUGAAUUCCACCGGAUUGUCAGCCAGACCGCUCGUGCAGGACGAUCCACAUACAGAUUGCGGUAUCGGCCGUCAAGUCUGUCGGGUAACAGACCUCUGUAUGUCAGCGGCUAUGGUGUUGAGUUGGUGCUCAAGCGGACAGACUAUAUCGUUAUUGACGACCGGGAUGCCCAGCUAACCGACGCCGCUGAAGCCGCGGACAUUUCCCUGGAGCAAAUACAAGAAGAUGAUUUGACGGACUUGAAACCUUUGACGUCUUCGGAGGUGGUCAGUCUGGGAGUUAAUGCGGCCAGUUUCAUUUCAUCGAGUUCGGAUCCGUUUGAAAGCCUAUUGCAGAUCUCGUCCGAUUUCCCUCGGUAUUCCUCAGUGCUUGCAUCGGCCAAUGCGAGCAAAGAAUUUGUGACUGAGCACAGAGCAAAUCGAGAGAUGUUUCUGCCAUCUGGCUAUAACGUCUUCUGGAUCAACGGCGUUCAGAUCGAGCCACGUCAGAUCAAUGCGUACUCCCUCCUUGACCAUCUGCGACGAGAAAGGCGGAUUAUAAGCGACCUUCAGCAAAUUGGACUGACCUCAUCUGAAGCCAUUAGCCUCAUUUCCAGCGAAGUCAUAGCCGAGGCACAAGCAAAUGAGUCUCCUCAACGUUUCGACUGGCGAGAUGACACAGAAGACGAUCAGGUUCUGAUGUGGAUGAACAACCUUGAGCAGGACAAAAGGUACGCGGCAUGGCCUUCGAGCUUACGAACAUUAUUUCAGCGAAUGUACCCAGGUCAACUACCUCAAGUGGCUCGUGAUAUUCACAACCUCAUUGUACCAAUCAACAUAACAAAUAUCAAGGAUAUUGAGCUUGCCGCGACCGCAUUGCAGAAUCUUGUCAAACGAACAGUGCCGAUUAGAAUUGCCCUGGUUCCGGUCGGCACCGGCGAAGCGGCUGACCUCUAUUCGAGAUUAUCGUACCACUUACUGGAUAAUUACGGCCUGAGCACGUUGAUGGCUUUCUUUACCGAAGUCGCUUUAACCAAGAGAUUACCGACAAGCCCGGGAAAGAUCUUUACCACCGUUAUAAAGGAGCACUCGCUUCGCGAGGGCAAAGAACAGAUUUCGUACGAAGAGGUCUUGAAAGACGAAUCACUGAAUUCACGCCUCAAGGCACGAGACAGCUACGUCGAACGGCUUGCCCUGACAGGCUCAACCCUUCCAUUUAUCGUCAACGGAGUUGUACUGCCACGCGGUGACAACUGGUUCGAAGUUAUGAGUUCACGCGUCUUCUCGGAUCUGCAAAUGUUGCAACAAGCUAUAUAUGAAGGUGCAGUACUGGAAGACGCCUGGGUACCUGCUGCCUUUCUCUUCGAUGCUGCUACACGACGAAAUGAGAUUGUUUUUCCCAGUGACCCGAAGAAUGUCCACAUAGUUGAUCUGAACCGCCUUGCCACCGAGUUUCCCGGUGAGCUUUCAGAUAUACCACGAGUCCUCGGUGCUGAAGCAACGCUUCUCAGCGACAGAGCUCAUGUUCUUGUGGUCGCAGACAUUGACUCUGAAGAUGGUCGAGCACUUCUGUCACGAACUAUGGAGCUUCAGAAGCAGCAUACUGAGAUUGAUGUAUUGAUCUUGCACAAUCCAUCAACAACUGCUGUUUCUGGGACUGCAGCUACUAGUCUCCAUAUUUUGACUCAAGACACCGGUCGGGAUGUUAGCUUGGAGCAGUUGCAAAGGUUGCUCGAAGACAACACCAGCACUGACGCUGGCACAGGUGAUGCAGCAGAAGCCGCCAGCGUUUAUUGGACUUCAAUGCAGGGACUAGUCAAAAGCCUUGGUCUAUUAGCGGGUCAAAGUGGCUUAUGGUUAAAUGGACGUGUUAUAGCUCCAUUGGAUCAAUCAUUCACCGAGGACGAUCUCGAGUCGCUGCUCGAAUAUGAGCGCAGAGAACGAAUUGCACCAGUCACCACUGCCAUCACCCGGCUGGGACUCGAAGAACGAUUUCACGACGCCUUGGACCUUGCCAAAGUCACUUCACUUGUUGCCAGAUCACUGAAGUCUGAUUUGCCGGAGGGUCUCAGAGAGUCGGCACCUUUAAUCAGAAUGGAUCGAUACAAGAUUUGGAAUGACACUUAUACAGCCAUCAAGGUGUCCAAUACAGAUGAGCCCACAAUACAGAUUGUUGCUGUCGUUGAUCCAGCUUCGGAGCUGGUGCAACAAUGGGUGCCGAUACUCAGAACACUGUCGCAGCUCAAUGGUGUCAGCGUGAAGGUUUUCCUGAAUCCCAAGGACAGAUUGACGGAAUUGCCAGUCAAACGAUUCUUCCGCCAGGUGAUCAGCGCCGAGCCUACCUUCGACAGCGAUGGCUCGCUCGAAAGACCGACGGCUUCCUUCCAACGAAUACCAGAAGAUACUCUUUUCAAUCUUGGUAUGGUCGUGCCUCCGUCCUGGCUAGUUGCGCCUAAGGAGUGUAUCUACGACCUUGACAACAUCAAAUUGAGCAACCUACCUGAUGGAGAGAACGUUUAUGCGUUGUACGAGCUUGAACAUAUACUCAUCGAAGGGCAUGCGCGGGACGUCACAACUGGUCCUCCACCAAGAGGUGUGGAACUUGUAGUUGGUACUAUGCAGGAGCCACAUUUCACAGACACUAUCAUUAUGGCAAACCUGGGAUACUUCCAGUUCAAGGCAAAUCCUGGCUUCUGGCACUUUUCGUUGAAGCCGGGCAAGUCUUCGAAAAUCUUUAACCUCGAUAGUGUUGGAGCUAGUGGCUAUGCGGCUCGAACAGGAGACGAAACGACUUCGGCAGCUCUCCUGUCGUUCCAAGGUGUAACAUUGUUCCCACGACUUUCACGAAAACCUGGGAUGGAAGAUGAAGAUGUCCUAGAGUCGUCGAUGCUUGGAGGAGCCUUGGAAUAUCUCAAUAAAGGCGCAUCGUUCGCUUCGUCCGCGCUAUCUUCUUUGGGAUUCAAGAAAGCAUCGUCUACCAACGCCGAAAUCAACAUCUUUUCGGUCGCAUCGGGCCACCUGUAUGAGCGUAUGCUCAACAUUAUGAUGGUGUCUGUUAUGAAGCAUACAAAGCACACAGUCAAAUUCUGGUUCAUCGAACAGUUCUUGUCGCCAUCCUUCAAGGCCACUCUGCCGGAUCUUGCGGAGCACUAUGGUUUCGACUUCGAAAUGGUCACAUAUAAGUGGCCACACUGGCUGCGAGGGCAAAAGGAGAAACAGCGCGAGAUCUGGGGCUACAAGAUCUUGUUCCUGGAUGUACUGUUCCCGUUGGACCUAGACAAAGUCAUUUUCGUGGACGCAGAUCAAAUUGUCCGAGUCGACAUGAUGGACUUGAACAGAGUCGAUCUGAAAGGAGCACCUUACGGCUUCACGCCGAUGUGUGAUUCUAGAACAGAGAUGGAAGGGUUCCGUUUUUGGAAACAAGGAUACUGGGAGACAUAUUUGCGCGGCAAACCCUAUCACAUUUCGGCUCUCUAUGUGGUCGACCUCAAGCGGUUCCGUCAAUUGGCAGCUGGUGACCGGCUGAGACAGCAGUAUCAGUCUCUUUCCUCCGAUCCAAACAGUCUGAGCAAUCUUGAUCAAGAUCUGCCCAACCAUAUGCAACAUGUGCUACCCAUCCACAGUCUUAGUCAAGAGUGGUUGUGGUGUGAGACGUGGUGCAGCGAUCAGGCUUUAUCAGUUGCGAAGACCAUAGAUCUGUGCAACAAUCCUUUGACCAAGGAGCCCAAGCUGGACAGGGCCAGGCGACAAGUCCCCGAGUGGACAGAGUAUGACGAGGAGAUUGCAGCCGUCCUCAAGCAGGCAGCAGACAGCAAGGAUCCCUCACCAGAACUGAAGGAGGCCGCUGAAGAAGUGAUCAGCGAUGAGCGGAAGAGAGACGAGUUAUGAUGUAAAAAGAUGUUCUUGGUGACCGAGACCACAU